UUUCUCCUUGGAGAUGUGAAAGGUGAAGCCAAGAACAGCAUUACUGACUCACAAAUGGAUGAUGUUGAAGUUGUUUAUACAAUCGAUAUACAGAAGCAUAUUCCAUGCUACCAGUUGUUCAGCUUUUAUAAUUCUGCAGGAGAACUGAAUGAACUUGCCCUGAAGAAAAUACUAUCAGGCUGUAAGAAGAGUGUAAUAGGAUGGUACAAAUUCAGACGUAACACAGACCAGACCAUGACAUUCCGGGAAAGACUUCUUCAUAAGAAUUUACAGUCACACCUAUCAAAUCAGGGCCUUGUAUUCCUUUUAUUAACCUCUAGCGUGAUGACAGAAACUUGUUCUACUUACAGACUGGAACAUGCCUUACAUCGGCCACAAGAAGGUCUUUUCCAGAAAGUUCCUUUGGUGGUUACCAACUUGGGUAUGGCAGAACAGCAAGGUUACAGAACAGUGUCUGGUUCCUGUGUAUCUUCUGGUUUUGUGAGAUCAGUAAGACAACACAGGUCAGAAUUCUUUUACGAAGACGGAUCCUUACAAGAGGUUCAUAAGAUAAAUGAGAUGUAUGCCACCUUGCAGGAGGAACUGAAGAAAAUAUGCUCUACAGUAGAAGCCAGUGAACGAUCUGUAGAGAAACUCUUAGCAGAGGUGAGCCAAUUAAAAGAAGAAAUAAAGAGGAAAAAGCAACAAAGUUGUUCUGGAGAAGACAGAGACUACUCAGGAGAGCCAAAGGAGAACAUUCUCCUUUGUCAGGCACUGCAAACAUUUUUCCCCAAUUCUGGACUUCAGACAUGUGUUGUUUCCUUUAAAGGCCGACAGAUAUCUAAGAACUGCUGUAACAUUGACCAUAAUAUUAACGUCCUGGACAAACUGACUCUCAUGGUAGAGGAAAGAGACUUCACUGAAGCUGAAACAAGACACUUAACCAAGCGAAAAGUCAGAGGGACCACAACAGGGUCAAAGUCAUUCAAGAAGUCCAGAUCACUGCAGCUUCACCAAAAAUUACUUCAAGACCAAGAGGACAGCGACCAGGAAAGGAAGCUUAUGCUGAGUAGCACUGAAACAGAUGAGGAUAUGUUGGAAAAAAUUAGAGACACAAAUGAAUACCCACACUCUCCUACUUUCUGAUCUGUUAAUGAUUUUCCAGAUGACUUUGCACCAAAAGCUACUGCCAGCAUAUUAAAGUGACAUACCAAUUUAUAGCACUGCAGGGACAAAAAAAACAAAUGCAUUUUUGCAAGA
This is a messenger RNA of Pygoscelis adeliae (Adelie penguin), 1239 nucleotides long. RefSeq names its product family with sequence similarity 175, member A (gene ABRAXAS1). The coding region runs from base 55 to 1125 and encodes 356 amino acids. Gene Ontology annotation, biological process: attachment of spindle microtubules to kinetochore; mitotic spindle assembly; protein K63-linked deubiquitination. Lineage: Eukaryota; Metazoa; Chordata; Aves; Sphenisciformes; Spheniscidae. The transcript has 8 exons. Gene Ontology annotation, molecular function: microtubule binding; polyubiquitin modification-dependent protein binding. Gene Ontology annotation, cellular component: nucleus. The record is from RefSeq and is a predicted model, not a curated record.